AUGAAUACCUAUGUUCCAGGCCCGUUUGAUCCUAUGAGAGAAUUAUUAACAGCCAAGAACCCAUAUCCUCAACGGAAGGACUCACUGGAAAAAUUGGCUCCUUCAGAAGAACCGCUGCCGCCGAGACUGCCCCGAAAGGAUGGAUAUGGAGGAUUUGGACCCCCAAAGAAUCCAGACUCGAAUGGUUCGGCGACGCUUAGCCGGUCUGAAACGUAUCCCAAGCUUUCUCCAACAACAAAUCACUUCCAGACACAGCGGGUAACUUCAGCGCCAGGGUCUCGUUCCGAGCGCUUACGCACUGAAGGAGGCCAUGGGCACGAGUACAAGAGGUCGAUAGGCCCAGAUACCUCACGCAAGCCUCCUCCUCGCACAAGCUUGCUGCCAGAACACAGUCUGAGAAACACGAGCUCGGUUGAUCUGGCCGCAGAAUUUGGAAUUGGGAAUCCAUACCAUACACCGUCCGUUUCAGCAUCAUCCGGAUAUUCUGACUCUAGCCGUGCAAGCCGAAGCACUGCACUAACGAGUCCAACUAGCUCAGAAACCUAUCAAGCUGACCAAAGCCGCGACAUGAAUGAAGCUGUUUUCUCAACGGACAAGCUGAAGCCCGAAGACUUGCGCAUCGAUCCAUCUGCACCGGCUUCACAGAGAUUUUCUUCGCGAAUGGUCGAGUCCCCGUAUGGUGUCUCCCCUAGAAGCGCCCGGUUUGACGGUGCGUCCGGGGACAGCCCACGACGACCUCAUUCUAGAAGAGGAUAUAGUACCUCUCCGCCUCAAGAUAGCAAUUACGCCCCAGCGGGGUUUAGAAACGACCAUGGACCAACGGAAACUACUUCUCCGCAACGGCAGCAUACUUGGGAACGACAGGAUAUGCCCAACAGGCUGGCGCUUCCAUCUCGAGGUGACUGCAAAGCCUGUGGACUAGCCAUUAGGGGCAAGAGCAUUUCCUCGGCAGACGGUAGACUAACUGGCAAGUAUCACAAGGCUUGCUUUGUUUGCACCACUUGUACCGAGCCAUUUUCGUCGUCCGUCUUUUACGUUCUCGACGACAAACCCUAUUGCGAGCAGCACUACCACGAACUCAACGGCAGUCUCUGUGGCGAUUGCGGACGUGGUAUUGAAGGACAAUACCUUGAGGAUGAGGCGAGGGUCAAAUAUCACGUCGGCUGUUUUCGAUGUUUGGACUGCGGCGUAUCUCUGUCGGAAGGAUACUUCGAGGUUGACGGCCACUCUUAUUGUGAGCGAGAUGCGUGGAAACGUGUACAACCAGCGGUGUCUUCAGAGCCAGAGCCAUAUCAACGCGGACCACCCCGUGGUGCCGUUGGCACUCGAGCUCCACAAGGACUCCCUGCACGUCCAGCACCUCGUCUUGGUCAAGGAGGAAGACCUUAUCCACCUCCGCCCAACGGUAUUCCGAAUGGAGGACGUCUCGGGGUCGGUGCAGGUCAACAGUUCAGAAUGAACAAGCGCAUGACGCGCUUAGGCAACACGAACAUGUGA
Molecule: messenger RNA, 1497 nt
Organism: Metarhizium acridum CQMa 102
Lineage: Eukaryota; Fungi; Ascomycota; Sordariomycetes; Hypocreales; Clavicipitaceae
Cellular component (GO): nucleus; Z disc
Molecular function (GO): transcription coregulator activity
Source: RefSeq, a predicted model, not a curated record